Molecule: messenger RNA, 1231 nt
Organism: Oncorhynchus keta (chum salmon)
Lineage: Eukaryota; Metazoa; Chordata; Actinopteri; Salmoniformes; Salmonidae
Product: recoverin-like
Exons: 3
Coding region: 238-819 (193 amino acids)
Molecular function (GO): calcium ion binding
Source: RefSeq, a predicted model, not a curated record
UCCAUCCCUAACACAUCACUUCAUACUCUCUCUACUGCUGACACAGCUAGGUCAUGUCUCUUUGCUCUGCCUCCCUGUCUGUUCUUUCUCCCUGAUAUUGAAGGCUUUCAUUGAUGCAUGGUUCCUAGUGGUACACUGGGUAACACUUCGGUCAUUGUAGAGAUCUGAUUGUGCUUGUUGGCACUACUUCAGAGAGCCUUCGACAAUAACCGAGAGAUCCAAGUACAGGCUAAUACGAUGGGGAACGCCAAGAGCAGUGCUAUUUCCAAGGAGAUCCUGGAGGACCUGAAGCUCAACACCAAGUUCACGGAGAACGAGUUGUGCCAGUGGUACGAGAACUUCCAGAAGCAGUGUCCCACCGGACGCAUCUCGCCAGAGGAGUUCGAGACGAUCUACGCGCGCUUCUUCCCCGAUAGCGAAGCCAAGACCUACGCUCAGCAUGUGUUCCGUUCAUUCGACACCAACGAGGACGGCACUCUGGACUUCAAGGAAUACAUCAUUGCACUGCACAUGACCUCCAGUGGGAAGACGACGAGGAAGCUGGAGUGGGCCUUCUCACUGUUCGACGUGGACAAGAACGGAUACAUCACCAAGACAGAAGUGGAAGUCAUCUGCCAGGCCAUCUUUAACCUAAUCCCCAAGGAAGAUCUGCCCAAGUUACCAGCCGACGAGAAUACACCAGAGAAGAGAGCCAACAAACUGUGGGGAUUUUUUGAGAAAUCAGACAACGACCGAUUGGCAGAGGGAGAGUUCAUCAAGGGGGUGACCGAGAACGAAAACGCCAUGCGUCUCAUCCACUACGAACCCAUCAGUGACUAGUCCUCCCUUCUUCUUUCCCUCUUUCUCCUUCACACGCUAUUUCUUCCUCUCCUCCUCUUUGUCAUUGUAUUCUAAUGUUCUGUCUUUCUCUUCUGUGUAAAUACUCUUGUAUGGCGGUGUCUUAAUUGUCUUCACUGUACCUUCUAAGAAAGUAGGGGUUUAUGUUGGUUAUAGUAUACAUGUCUGUCUGUGCAUGUAUGUCUAUUGGAUUGAGGCUGUUUUAUGAAGGUAGAUGUGAUAAAUAUGAAGGUAGAUGGCCACUAUUGUAAUUAGUGUUUGAUUUACAUUUACAUUUAAGUCAUUUAGCAGACGCUCUUAUCCAGAGCGACUUACAAAUUGGUGCAUUCACCUUAUGACAUCCAGUGGAACAGCCACUUUACAAUAGUGCAUCUAAAUCUUUUAGGGGGUGAGA